Cyprinodon tularosa is the source of this 1774-nucleotide messenger RNA. Its product is annotated as homeobox protein Mohawk-like. The record is from RefSeq and is a predicted model, not a curated record. The transcript has 7 exons. Gene Ontology annotation, cellular component: nucleus. Lineage: Eukaryota; Metazoa; Chordata; Actinopteri; Cyprinodontiformes; Cyprinodontidae. Bases 282 to 1490 code for a protein of 402 amino acids. Gene Ontology annotation, biological process: cell development; regulation of transcription by RNA polymerase II; muscle organ development. Gene Ontology annotation, molecular function: RNA polymerase II cis-regulatory region sequence-specific DNA binding; DNA-binding transcription factor activity, RNA polymerase II-specific.
GAGUGGAAUCAUUUUUACAUCCCGGGGUAUGGCUGCAGGACUCAGCAGGGCUGUAAGAAAAACCUUGCAGAGUCUUGCACUGAGGCGAUUGGAUGAUGUGAAGACCAAUAGGCAGCAGAGCUGAAUGUUAUUUGAACUCUCCUUAGACAGAACAGUUAAUCCAGACAACAUCUUCUUACUUCUCUAACAUUAUUCCCUGAACAAGGAUCUACAGUGUCUGCGUGUCUUUGGGAGUCUACUGAUGCACCUGUUGACCGAACAGAAACUCUGCAUGUUUAACAAUGGACAACUUUUCUCCAAUGAAGACUGAUGCUCAGCUCCUUUUGGACAAGUGUAGGAGAGCUGAAGAAAGGAGCGGACUGAGCUGUGCAGACUCCCCUCAGAUGAGUUUAACAGACGGACAGAGCCCAGACAUGCUGCAGACUGACAGAAACUCUGCCUUAAAGUACAGAAGAUGCAGCUCCCCUAGGUCUUGUCUCGGUGGGGUGAAAGCUCGCCACAAGAGGCAGGUUCUGCAGGACAUGGCUCGACCACUGAAACAUUGGCUGUAUAAGCAUCGGGACAACCCCUACCCAACAAAAACUGAAAAGGUGCUGUUAGCUCUGGGUUCGCAUAUGACACUAGUGCAGGUUUCCAAUUGGUUUGCUAAUGCCCGGCGAAGACUGAAAAACACAGUGAGGCAGCCAGACCUAAGCUGGGCGUUGAGGAUCAAACUCUACAAUCAAUACAUCCAAGGAAAUGCAGAGAGACUGAGUGUGUGCAGCGAUGAUACAGACACAGAGGAUGAAGAGUGCACCUUACCAACGGCUUUUAGCCAAUCAAACCUCGGUGAAACAUCUUACCGUGGAAGCCUGCUUGAGAAGCAGGCCAGUGUCGUUGCCAGGGCAGACAGCUCCACCGAUGAUGACGGGACGUCUCCUCCCUCCAAGUACAAGAACAGCUUGUUGAAUCGCUACCUUAAUGACACCUUGCGGCACAUGAUGGCGGCAAAGGCAGACGCCAUUGCCUCUGCGCGUGGAAAGAGGUGCCUCUCCCAACUGUCCAGCUCCAACGAAAGUGAUGGAGAUGUUUUCUCUCUGUCCAAUUCCUCUAAAGCAGAGGCUAACUUCAUCUACAGCAUGGAUACAGCAGACAACACUUCAGUUAAAAGUUAUAGGGGUCAGCUGCAAAACCGAAACCCACAAAGAAAAGACGGCCAAGGCUGGAGGGAGAUCCAUGCUGCUGUGGCUCUUACCAGCUUGGCCCAGGGGAAGAGCCGCAAGGCAGGACUGAGCACUGACCCGGCGCCCAUCUCAGCCACAGGGCAGAGCUGCCCAUCAGAGCCGUUCUCCGGAUCAAAAGCCAGCAUCACAGGCAGGCUGUGUGUGACUGGAGCUGUGUCAGCCCUAAAGCAGAGCACAGAGACCGCUCUGACCAGCCGCAUUAUCCAGAAAUCUUCCCAUAUCUCUGAGGUCCAGACUGUUAAAGUUACCCUGGCAAACAGUGGGUAGGCACUGAACACCAUAUUCCACUCAAAAUGAGCCUAAGUGCCUUUUAAUGAACAGUGUACAGCCCUCAGUACUAAUGUUUUAUACUUUUAACUACUUUCUAAUUAUGUUAAAUAUUGUAAUAUCUAAACAGUAACCUUAAAAGAAUCCAGAUAAUAUCUGCGUUCUUUUUUAUUCUCUACUUGACCUUAUUUUCCGUAACUUAUAUGAACUUUCAAGACACCGGAGAAUCCUCCAGGGAUGAAGUUUAUCAGCAGCUGUUUGAAUAAAUCCAAUGUGAAAAUGUC